Exophiala oligosperma is the source of this 2355-nucleotide messenger RNA. Its product is annotated as lysine-tRNA ligase. The record is from RefSeq and is a predicted model, not a curated record. Gene Ontology annotation, molecular function: tRNA binding; lysine-tRNA ligase activity; ATP binding. The transcript is spliced from 2 exons. Gene Ontology annotation, biological process: lysyl-tRNA aminoacylation. Gene Ontology annotation, cellular component: cytoplasm; cytosol. Bases 65 to 1885 code for a protein of 606 amino acids. NCBI's taxonomy places the organism in Eukaryota, Fungi, Ascomycota, Eurotiomycetes, Chaetothyriales, Herpotrichiellaceae.
CACGCAGGACACUCCGCUCUUCUUUUCAAGUCUUGACAAAACAAUCGACUGAGAAUCCUCCAGCAUGGCGGACGCAAACACUUCGCUCGCGCAGGAAACUGCGAACCUGCACCUCGACGAGGUCACAGGCGAAAGAGUCUCCAAGUCGGAAUUGAAGAAGAGACAGAAGCAAAGACAACAGGAGGAAAAGAAGAAGGAAAAGGCAGCCGCCGCGCCUCCCAAGCCUGAGAAGAAGGCUUCCAGCGCAGAACUGGACGAAAGCAACCUCAACCCGAACCAAUACUUCGAGAUCCGGAGUGGACGGGUCAACCGCAUGCGAGAAACCAAGAACCCAAACCCCUAUCCUCACAAGUUCCAAGUCAACACCGACAUCCCCAAGUUCCUCGUUGAACAUGCCGACCUCAAGCCAGGAGAGCAGAAGAAAGACGUCGAGAUCCGAGUCGCCGGCAGAGUCUACACCAAGCGAGCGUCGGGCAACAAGCUGGUCUUUUACGACAUCAGAGGAGCCGGCACAAAGGUCCAGAUCAUGUGUCAAGCCCAAGAGGCCAAGGGCGACGUUGCAUUCGAAGCACAACAUGAACACCUCCGACGAGGCGACAUCAUCGGCGUCAUUGGCUACCCAGGCCGGACAUCGCCCAAGAACAGACCCAACGAUGGUGAACUCUCCGUCUUCGCGCACGAAGUCAUCCUCCUCACGCCCUGUCUGCAUCAAAUACCCUCGGAACACUUUGGUCUUCAAGAUGUGGAAACUCGUUUCCGCCAACGAUACCUCGACUUGAUCAUGAGCGACCGCUCUCGCAACAUCCUCCUCACGCGGGCAAAGAUCGUCUCUUACAUCCGCAACUACUUCGACUCGAAUGGCUUCAUCGAAGUUGAAACGCCAAUGAUGAACUCGAUCGCCGGCGGCGCCACGGCCAAGCCCUUCGUCACACACAUCAACGAGUACGAUACCGACAUGUUCAUGCGAAUCGCUCCGGAGCUGUAUCUCAAGAUGCUCGUGGUCGGUGGCAUCGAACGUGUGUACGAACUAGGCAAGCAAUUCCGCAACGAGGGCGCCGAUCUCACGCACAACCCGGAGUUCACGACCUGCGAAUUCUACGAGGCCUACGCUGACGUCUAUGACGUGAUGGACCGCACCGAAGAGCUCGUGUCUGGACUCGUCAAGGAAGUCACCGGCGGACACAAGACGACUUUCCACACCCAGACCGGCGAGACGUACGACGUCGACUGGUCCCGUCCCUGGAAGCGCAUCGACAUGAUCCCGGCCCUCGAAGAAGCGACGGGUGAGAAGUUCCCCCCCGGUGACCAGCUCCACACCGCCGAGACCAACGAGUUCUUCAAGCGUCUCUUGAAGAAGGUCAACGUCGUGUGCUCGCCGCCCGAGACCAACGCUCGCAUGCUCGACAAGUUGGUGGGCGAGUUCAUCGAGGAAAAGUGCAUCAACCCCACCUUCAUCACGGGCCAUCCGCAAAUGAUGUCCCCCUUGGCCAAGUACCACCGUUCCCAGGCCGGCAUCUGCGAGCGUUUCGAGGCCUUCGUGUGCAAGAAGGAGAUUGUCAACGCUUACACCGAGUUGAACGACCCGUUCGAUCAGCGAUUGAGGUUCGAAGAGCAGGCCCGCCAAAAGGCACAAGGUGACGACGAGGCGCAAAUGGUGGACGAGAACUUUUGCACGGCCCUCGAGUUCGGUCUACCCCCCACGGGCGGUUGGGGUAUGGGUAUCGAUCGGAUGGUCAUGUUCCUGACCGACAACUACACGAUCCGUGAGGUUUUGGCCUUCCCCUUCAUGAAGGAAGAGAAGAACACCGGAAAGGACAAGCAACUUGCCGCCGAAGUCGUCGGGAUCGAGCCAAUGCCUGAAGAGGACGUGAGUGUCAAGCAUUGAUUGAUCAAAGCGGUAAACGAGACCGAGUGAACCGCCUUCUUGUUUCUCUUGUUCAAGGGAAGAGUAGUUCACCUUCGCCUCCCUCUGGAUUUGGCAAACCUGACUAGAGAUAUUGGGAAAGAAUUAGCAUCUUGCGUGGAUGGAUAGAGAGAUGCCAUGUGGGGGUUUCUUUUCAAGGAGACUACCAAGAGAGAGAGAGAAGAAACAAGAGAGGCAAGAAAGACCGUACUGGGAUGAGAUACGAGUUGUACGCUAUAGACGUUGAUGAGGCAUGGAAUGGAGCCGGAACCUUUUUGGGGUGAUGAUGUACACCGAGACAAUAAGGGGAGAGAGACAAGAGACAGAGAGGGGCCAGACGGUCAGAUGAAACUUUCUCAUGUCCCAUCACACACGUGUGUGUCUUUGCAUAACCAGCGGCACGAACAAUAUGUCAGAAGAGAGAAUUGAAAUCGAAGAGUCUUUUUUUAUUC